GGAUAACCAAGGCAGCUAGCAAAUGUCAACAUAUAAGCUCUUUAGAUAAACUAUUUACGGAGGCCGGGAAUAGAUUGGUCCAUUAGUUGUCUACUUGUUACAUGUCACAACAGAAGCAUGAUUGACGACUUCGAAAAGCGCGAAGCCCGGUCCAGCGGGGACCUCUGGACGGAAAUCUGCUCGAGUCUCCCUGAGCCUCAAGCAGGAGACCAGAAUGACGAUCAAUUCACAGACUCCUUCCAGCCCCCUUCACCGCAGAGCACCCAAACAAACGGAACCCCCGUGACAUCUUCUUUCAACCCGUGGGAACCAAUGGAAGACUCAGAAGUUUACAUUGCUAGUUUGGAAAAUCGCUUGAGGAGAAUAAAAGGACAAUCAAAAGAGGUAACUUCCAGGGAGAUGCUUCGUUCUCUCUCCCAGGCCAAAAAAGAAUGCUGGGAUAGGAUGCUUCACGACGCUCAGACGUCUGAGUUGUUCCAGGGAGGGGAAGUUGACCAGAGCGCUCUGGAGCACCUGAGGCGUUGGAUCGCUCCUGAACGAGUGGCCAUCAGCGCGGAGGAGCUGGAGCACCUCCUCCUCCCCUCACAGAACCAGGACAGGCCCGCCGCGGAGCGGCCGUCCAGCGGGACCGGGGGAGAGGGGGAGAACCAGGAAGCGGACGAGAGCCACGGGCCAGAGAAAUAGUGUCAGAGACACCUUGUUCCCACAGAGACUGAUCGCUCUGCAGCGUAUCAUACACGAGUAUCUCUCCGUUUUCUGUCCUUAACCAUCCACUUUGACAGUGCAGUAUUGGUCCAGCCCUGAACCAACACACCGGACUCCUCUUUUCAAGUAACCGUCAAGGCUUCGGGCUAAUUGAAUCUGCUUUGUUCAGGCUUAACUUGUCUAGUGCAGUGUCUGCUGUUUAAUCGACCAUGGGGAAAAGAGUUGGUAUUCCCUCAGUAUUCGUUGUAGGGCAGGCUAGUAGAUGUGGUAGCCUGUUUUUCUCCCCUGAAAAAUCUUCGUAUGUCUCCUAUCUGAGCAGUAAGUUUCAAAAUGAUGAAACCGACACAGAGGGCUUAAUGUUCUGUGCUUAUGUCAUAUCUGUGCUUCAUAUCUCCCUGUGAAGAUUAGAUCACUAUUUUUGUGUGUUUGUUUUGAUUGUACUGUUCAUCUGCGAAAGGCCAUGAUUAAUUUGUAGAAAAUGCUAAUGAUGUAUAUAAAUAAAUAUGCAUACGGUUAAUGUUUCAGGCCGAAGAGCCUGUCAUUGAAAAAAUCAGAACGCAAAUAUCAUGAAUUUGUAUAGUAACAUUCCAGAACAAACCUCCGAACUGUGGUGACGUUUAGAACCAACGACUGGCUGCCUGACUUACAAGAUCGAUUUUAGUUUUAGACUGCUCUAAAAGCUGACAAAGUGACAUUACUGUUUUCUUCCAUAUUUUAUUAUCUUAUUUCUCUCAUAAAUCUGGGGGAGUUGUUAAAAAUCAUUUUUUAAAAGCCCAAUUUUGAAGUAGUCCCAGUUUACUGUUCAAAUUACCAGUAGUUACUGUCAUGUUGACUUUAUUUUGAGAUCCAGCCAUUGAUAAAUGGUGACGAAAAGAACAUCUGUGAGCUGCAUUCACUGCAUUCACUUAUUUU
Chanos chanos (milkfish) is the source of this 1617-nucleotide messenger RNA. RefSeq names its product coiled-coil domain containing 32 (gene ccdc32). The transcript has 4 exons. The record is from RefSeq and is a predicted model, not a curated record. Lineage: Eukaryota; Metazoa; Chordata; Actinopteri; Gonorynchiformes; Chanidae. The coding region runs from base 118 to 684 and encodes 188 amino acids. Gene Ontology annotation, biological process: cilium organization.